Lactuca saligna is the source of this 1224-nucleotide messenger RNA. The record is from the annotation of a GenBank genome assembly. Lineage: Eukaryota; Viridiplantae; Streptophyta; Magnoliopsida; Asterales; Asteraceae.
AUGUUAACGAAAGAAGGUACGAGUCCUUUGAAGAAGUCUAGGACUUCAAAGAAGACUGAGAUCAUCAUUUAUGAGCCGAUUGUUAAAGAAACGAAGACAUCAAAGUCUCCAAAGACGAAGACUGAUGAGGUAGUUUCAAAAGCUGUUAUAAAACCUAUUGAACUUGUUGUUAUAGAACCAACUUCAGUUACCAUUCCUUCGAAGACUGGAGUUUUUCGCAAAUUAAAGCUGAAGUAUGGUGGUUCUCCUACUUCGAAUGUGGUUCACAAGCCUCAUCUUACUCAUCAAGGAGCACUUAUGCGUCAAGUCCCAACUCCAGUUUCUCCUCACUCAAAGAAACGAAGGGCUGUGGAUAUGGCCAAGAAGAUUUUGAAGAAGAAAAAGAAGAUGAAGAAGAAGCAGUUAGUCAUUCCAAUGAAAUCAUCUGAAGAAGAACAAGUGCCAGAAACACCCGAACCCAAACCUAUUAUACAACCUACUUCUCCUGAGAAGAUUGUUGUCAUUAUUCCCGAAGUUUCGUCUACCAAAUCAUAUUAUGAGGAGGUACGAACGUCAGAUAUCACUGUAAAUGUAUCUGAUACAGUUGCAAAUGUCAUCAUGGGUGAAGGAGACCUAACGAAGGAAACUACUCAACCUCCACAAGGAGGCUUUGGCGGUACUUUUGAAGAUUUGGCUUUUGAUGAAGAAGAGGAGGAUUUCCCUGAUCAUAUGCUUAUGUCGAUGAAACAAUUCAAGAUAUUGAAUAAAAAGUUAAAUUCAAUUAUUUCGUCACAAGCAGACAUGGGAGGAGGAAGUUCAUUGUCCAGUUUCGAAGUUGAUGGACUGAUGAAGGCUUGUGAGGCACGAAUGUUGAGCAAGAUGUUUGGUAUGCUUAAAGACUUGGAGUUGAGAAUAAUCGAGAAGAUAGAUCAUGUUGAACAUACAACAUAUUUGAGGAUAAAUUCUUUCAACUCCAAACAUGUGGGAGUUGUGAAAGAAUUAAGAAACGUUCAAAAGGAAAGACAUACUUUGUUCGUAAGGGAUGUGAAGAAGGUGAGAGAAGAUGUAAAUUUGAAGCUUCAAGAGCUUCAAAAUGACAUGGUUCGUGAAGUUAUAGUUGUUCAAAAUAACUAUGCCACUUUGCAUAAGAAAUUUGAUAUCAUUUGUGAUGCUAUCACGAAGUAUGUUACGUUGUAUGAAAGCUUGAGUCCUCAAAUUACUCAACUUUCUACAACUGAAAAUUAA